AUGGACCUCCCUCCUGAGAGCAUCCCGGACGACUGGACCACUGAUCCUGCCGAAAUUAACUUUGAUCUGAUCUGGAAAGGCCCUGAAAGUGAUGGCCAGAAGAUGGCGAGAAGAUUUGGUCUACCAAACCCUCAGGUUAUUAUGACCUCCAAGCGCGAAACCGGGGUUCCCGAGGCCAUGUUUAAAUCGGACAAUCAAUAUUAUAUUUGGGACCAGAUGGAUAACACAGUCUGGCAAAUCACGAAGCCAGUGGGAUUAAUGUUCAUUCUCCACGCCAUGGUCACAAAGGGGCAAAAGGCUUUGAAAGGGAAGGAACUUAAGGCGGUUAGAGCUUGGGAAUAUGCAGACUCAGAGUGUAACGAGUAA
This is a messenger RNA of Aspergillus nomiae NRRL 13137, 366 nucleotides long. RefSeq lists its product as uncharacterized. The record is from RefSeq and is a predicted model, not a curated record. Lineage: Eukaryota; Fungi; Ascomycota; Eurotiomycetes; Eurotiales; Aspergillaceae. The transcript has 2 exons. Bases 1 to 366 code for a protein of 121 amino acids.